Molecule: messenger RNA, 1309 nt
Organism: Durotheca rogersii
Lineage: Eukaryota; Fungi; Ascomycota; Sordariomycetes; Xylariales; Xylariaceae
Exons: 1
Coding region: 118-780 (220 amino acids)
Source: RefSeq, a predicted model, not a curated record
AGGGACGGCGGAGAGGGUUUGCGCAGGAGCAGAGAGGCGGUGCUUCGUUGCGAGGCGGGAGCGUCUUCCCUCUGUCCUGUCCCGCGACGCGCAGCGUGUUAGUUCCCUGCAUGCGGGAUGGCGCGCCGCCGUGUGCGAUACCGUGCGGGCGAGUCUGACGUCGCCACGGGGGGGGAGGUAAACCUUGCUGCUCGCGGCGGAGCAGCAGCAGCAGCAAAGUUCGAUCGGGUUGCCCGCGCGCUGGGUGGCAACACGGCUUACGUUGCGCUGCUGAGCGAUGUCGAAUUGCCCGAGGGAGGCGGAGGGGGGGCGGAUGGCGCACCUGGCACCGCGGGACGUCAUUGUCCGCUGUCCCCCCCGUCGAGUUCCCCGAGAGCCGCCAAGUCCACCUACGGGAUUUGCAAUACACCUAAUAUGCAUGUAGGUAUGUCAUACAUAUGUAUGCACAGGCGGACGGGUCGGCGGCGGCGGUCGUGCUGCACACGCGCCUGGGCAGUCAGCUUUGACGACAACUUUCUCUCUCUCUCCCGGUGUCACGAGGGUAAAAGCAAGUUCCGAGGGAGAAGAGAGGGAGAAAAAAAGAAAAAAGAAAAAAAAAAGGAAAACAGACCCAUACGAACGUGCCGUCUAUCCGGCGUCGUUAUACUCUCGAGGUUUGCCGUUCCGAUUCUCCCCCCUUUUUCCCCCUCCCCUUUCUUCCCUCUUGAGUCACACCGCUUCCCCUUUCCCGCAGCGACACUUGCGGCCCCUCCUCGAUCCUCUUGGCCCUCGAGACACUAAGCCCUCGCUGUGUAGGUUUGCCUGGACGGCUUGUAUUAGGCCGCCGAUCCUGUGUCGAUCGUAUGCUUGCUCUAGAGGCAGUGGCGCGGCAACUAUAUGCAUCAGAUCACGCACGAGACACGACAUCCUCGUGGUUAUAAGGUCACUGGAUUGCCUUGCCACCUUGUAUUGUUACCCUAGAGCGCUCCUCGGGAGGCCCCGACUCGAUGGGCGGAUAUACACGAGAACGGCGGAGGAGGUUUUACCUGUUAUGUUAGAGGUGCCGUCGAUCUAUUGCUCAUGGUGGUGAACGACGAAGUAAUUCGGCGCGUGUUUAAUACUGUAAAAUGCCAACAAGCAAAGCCGCAGGUCAAGGUCGCGAGGUCGAGCCUCGGAUCUCGAAUGUACCGCCAAGGGUACCCUGAAUCAGAUAGCCUCCCCCCCCCUUGAAUAAGUGAGCCGCCCAGACCUUGGUUGCCAUAUCUACUACUCUUGACCAGUGGCGCCGAAUGAGCGAACCGAACCGAGAGCCGCCUCCCCCCUCCCCUAG